Messenger RNA from Blepharisma stoltei, 909 nucleotides. The record is from the annotation of a GenBank genome assembly. Lineage: Eukaryota; Ciliophora; Heterotrichea; Heterotrichida; Blepharismidae.
AUGCACUUUAUUAGAGUUUUCUAUUGGAAAUUUUAUAAAAUUAGAAAAAUGGUGAAACAAAUAAUUUUGUUUACAGUUUUGAUUAGUGGCGUUUUUAGUGGGUAUGUAAAUGUAAUGAAUGAUACUUUUCAAGAUAUGAGCAACUGGAUUGAAAAUGUCAUGGCUGGAGCAGACUCAGGAAAUAAUGACUGGGAAUACUACACAGACACCCCUACAAAUGUGUUUAUUACAAAAAUAAACGGACAAAAUGCCUUAGUUCUUAGAGCUGUAGCUCAGAAUUAUAAAGGCUAUAAUUAUACCUCUGGAAAAGUAAACUCUGUAAGGCCAUGGGGUCCAUAUGGAUUUUUCAACGUGAAAGCUGUCGUUCCUAAAGGAAGCGCAUUAUGGCCUGCUAUUUUUAUGAUGCCUCCAAAUGCUCAGUCUGUAUAUGGUGGCUGGGCUGCUUGUGGAGAAAUUGAUAUAAUGGAGACAAUUUGUUCUAACAGCUCAGGAUAUUCUACUUUACAUUUUGGUGGAGUAUGGCCGAAUAAUGUGCAAUAUCCUGUAUUUCCAAGCAAUGCUUAUCCUUUUGAGGUAACUUGGAACCAGCCUCAUUGGUAUGGCGUUGAAUGGCAGCAAACUUAUAUGAACAUUUGGCUUGACGCUCAAAUGAUAAAUGGAUCUAUACAAGGAGGAAAAUUAAUAAACCACAUAAACUCUUCACAGUGGUAUUCAUUGAAUAGCAAUGGACAAAAAUACCCUGGAAAUGCUCCUUAUAAUCAGCCGUUUAAUAUAAUUUUCGAUUUAGCUGUAGGAGGAAAUUGGCCUUGCAGUUUUCCUGGGUGCUGUGAUUAUGCGGCAGUGCCAGCGCAGAUGGAAAUAUAUAAUGUGCAGAUCUGGGCAUUAACUAAUGUAGAGGAGCAGCUUUAA